This is a messenger RNA of Tympanuchus pallidicinctus (lesser prairie-chicken), 2446 nucleotides long. Its product is annotated as rho GTPase-activating protein 6-like. Gene Ontology annotation, biological process: signal transduction. The coding region runs from base 246 to 1634 and encodes 462 amino acids. The record is from RefSeq and is a predicted model, not a curated record. The transcript has 11 exons. Lineage: Eukaryota; Metazoa; Chordata; Aves; Galliformes; Phasianidae.
GUCUACUUUCAGCUGCGACUUCUCCUCCCCAUCACUUCUCCACUUCUCUCACUGCAUCCUCCCAGCAAGCAGGAGACUCCCUCACUCUCUGCAUGGGCUGCAUGUGGACAUGGUGGAAACACUGCUUUAAGAUUCAUCAUCCUGAAGGAAAAGAAGUGAACUUAGGCUGUCACUGGUGAUGCUGUGAGAAGGAAAGGAGGAAGAGGACCUUUAUCUCAGCUCUUCUGCCAGAACAAAGCACCAAAAUGCAACCUGUGUCCCUGCAAAGCCUUUCAGAGCUGGAAAGAGCCAGUUUGCAGGAGCUAGCCCUCUACCAGCUGCAAGAAAAGCUGCUUGUUGGAGAUAUCAGCCUGGCUAAAGUUGGACCUAAGGGCGGUAAAUCUAUCCGUCAGAAACUGGAGAGCUUUUCAAAGGAGAAGAAAGACUGCUCUCCUCAGACUUUUGGGAUCCCACUGUGCCAAGUCAUUGCCAAUGACCGUGCAAACAGACAACUGCAAGAAACAGUGAAGAGCAGCCGCCGGUUCUGCGUGGAGGUGGAAGAAACAGUGACAAACUUUCGGGCUCAGAUGCAGAAGAGAUCCCCGCUGGGCAGGGGCUGUUUGCUGGUACCUUACGAAGUGUUCCCUGAAGAGCCUCUUUCCCCAGAUUUUCCUGACCAUAACUCUUCCUGGAGUCAACGAAGGGGAGCCAUGUCUGUGGACUGCAUCACUGAACUGAGUGGCAACAGUUCCAAGCUGCUGGAGGCACUGCAGUUGUCACAUCCCCAUGAGCUGGAUCCCCGGAGGAACCUGGGCAAGAAAAAGAUGCUAAGCCUCAACCCCAUCAGCUGGCAGGUCCCACGGAUUGUGGACAGAUGUUGCAAACACAUUGAAACAUAUGGUCUCCAAACGGUGGGCAUCUUCCGGGUUGGGAGCUCCAAGAAAAGAGUUCAGCAGCUGAGAGAAGAGUUUGACCAUGGGCUGGAUGUCUUCUUGGAUGAGCAUCAAAGUGUUCAUGAUGUCGCUGCUCUGCUCAAAGAGUUUCUUCGUGACAUGCCAGAUUCACUGAUUCCCAGGGAACUCUACACAGCCUUCCUCAGCACAGCCUCCAUGGAGGGCCCACAACAGCUGGCUGUGCUGCAGCUGCUGCUCUUCCUGCUGCCCCCCUGCCACAGUGACACGCUGCACCGUCUCCUGCAGUUCCUUAGCAAGGUGGCACGGCAUGCUGAGAACUCCUGGGGCCCCAAUGGCCAGGAGAUCCCUGGGAAUAAAAUGACAGUUUCAAACUUGGCCACUAUCUUUGGUCCCAAUAUCCUUCAGAAAGAGAGGCCUGGAGAAAAAGAUGCUGGAGCCAUGAACUUUGAAGACAGUACAGCUAUCAUACUGGUGGUUCAAAGGCUGAUUGAGCAUUAUCAGACCUUGUUCAAGGUCUCUCCAGAAACACAGCAUGACAUCCUCAGGAGACUGUUUCAGACAGACCCUGAUGUCAUUGACUACCUCUUACGCAGGAAAUUCAAUGCUGUGCUGCGCACAGAAAGUGAGAAUUCGACAGAGGAGCAUACUCCAAUGCUGAUGUCUCAUCAGACCCUGGAAAGUAACUCACUCUCAGAGUUGUACAGCAGUAUCUCAUUCCUGAACUUGAACAUUGGCAUCUAGCCAGAAAUCAGCUCUGCCUUCCAUGGACAAAACUGGGCAACAUUUCCACUACAAAAAUACAAAAAUAUGUUCUCUAUCCUGCUUUGGAGGAGUGGAAAAUGGAAGGGUGCAUGAAUGUAUGCGAAAGUAUCUUUGCUAAAUGUAGGCAUGCAAAAUGGUUCCGGUGUAGUCAGUUCUGCAGCAGAAUGGUUUUUCAGUUACAGUUUCAUUGUCUGGUAGCUCACAGGGACAGGGCUGGGAGAGAAGCAGCUUGGGCUGAGAGCCACUGGGCAUGACUGGCCUGGAACACAAGUGAGCAGAGACUGCUAGCAGGGCAGUAAGGAUGGGAAAAUGCAGUUCAACUUCAUGCAGUCCGUACUUUGGUAUGCCACUCGCCAUGUGUUGUCCUGUCACUGCUUUGUGCAGAAAGACAUCUCAGAGCUGAAGGAAUGACCAUAACCCACCAUUACUGCAAAGAUCUGCGUGCCAUGAUCAGAAAGAAUCAUGGAUAUAUGUAUAUAUUUAAAUUUUGAUUUCAGGUUUCCAACUGCUAAUUUUAUAGAUAGAAAACACAGUAUUGACCACAAAAUAUAUAGGUAGUGUAGUACAAAAGAAAAGUAUACUCUGAACGUCUUUAUUCCUGGAAUAAUAUUCAGUAAGUAGACCAUCUAAUGUAUUUAUAAUGUAUUAUGGAUAUUGAGUGUCUUAUGAUCUUUGGCUGAUAAAUGUCUGGUUUGUUUUUUUCCUACAUCUGAGGCAUUGGAAGGCACUGCAAGUUACAUGCAAAUGUAUGUUUUUAGCUGAUGGGAUAGAAUGAAAGUUAUCAGCAAAUA